ACAUGUGGAUACUCAUAUACUAAUAUUAACCAAAGAGGAGUGUGCAAAUAAUAAAAGAAAGGAGAGAAAUUUGACAUCGAAUGGGGUUUGAGUAUAGAUGCUGUGGAGCUGGGUUCUGGAGUCGGGUCGCAGUUGUGGCUUUUCUAGUAUUGUUUGCUGGGAUGAUGUCUGGACUUACGUUAGGACUCAUGUCUAUGAGCCUUGUUGAUCUUGAGGUUCUCGCCAAGUCUGGAACGCCUAAUGAUCGUAAACAUGCAAUAAAAAUAUUGCCGGUUGUUAAGAGACAGCAUCUGUUGCUUUGUACCUUACUAAUCUGCAAUGCUGCUGCAAUGGAGGCACUCCCUGUAUUUUUGGAUAGUUUGGUAUCAGCUUGGGGUGCCAUUCUUAUCUCAGUGACCUUGAUACUGUUCUUUGGUGAGAUUAUACCCCAAGCUAUUUGUUCUCGCUAUGGUUUGGCAAUCGGUGCAGCGUUGGCUCCAGUUGUCCAAGUUCUCGUCAUGAUUUGCUUUCCUAUUGCAUAUCCAAUAAGCAAGCUACUGGACUAUUUGCUCGGGAAAGGAGACAUGUCUCUUUUCCGCCGAUCUGAGCUGGAGACGCUUGUUGACUUUCAUGGCAAUGAGGCUGGGAAAGGAGGAGAGCUAACUCGCGACGAAACAACGAUCAUUGCAGGGGCGCUUCAACUCACAGGGAAAACCGCAAGGGAUGCAAUGACUCCCAUAUCAGAAACGUUUUCUGUUGAUAUAAAUGCUAAAUUUGAUAGGGCUCUGAUGAGGUUAAUUUUGGAGCAGGGGCAUAGCAGAGUGCCAGUCUAUCAUGAGCAACCAAGAAACAUUAUUGGACUUGUAUUGGUAAAAAACUUAUUAACUGUCCAUCCAGAAGAUGAGGUUCCUGUGAAGAAUGUCACUAUUCGCAAAAUCCCCAGGGUUUCAGAGUCAAUGCCUCUAUAUGACAUACUAAAUGAGUUUCAGAAAGGUCAUAGCCAUAUGGCUGUGGUCAUAAGAGAGGGCAGUGACGCUAAGCAAUUAGCUGGUGAAAAUGCAACUCAUGUGAGAGACGUGAGGGUCGACAUUGAUGGUGAAAGGCACCCACCGAAGAUAUGUUUGAAGAACAAAGGGAUCAAGAAAUCGAAGAGUAGUUUGUCUAGUGAAGAAAAGUUCGAGAGGGAAGCCUACAAGAGCAAGAGAUGGUCAAAUGGAGUCCACUCUGAAGUCCUGCACAUUGAUGACAACCCACUCCCGGUGCUUACCCAAGGGGAGGCUGUUGGCAUAAUAACACUCGAAGAUGUCAUUGAAGAGAUACUACAAGAGGAGAUUUUUGACGAGACAGACUAUCGUUACGAGUGCCAUCAUUGACUUGAAAACCUUCCAUGACCACGCACGCACCCUGUUGUGAUGGUGCAUCAAAUCAAAGAGGACUAGUGAGUUCGAUACUGGGACUUUGCAGGAGAGCUUGUUAACAGAACUAAGAGGUGGUAGCUUCUCCUAAUCUAUAACAAAAUUAAGAGGGAGAUCAAACAAUGUUCCAGAAGAAUCAGGACUCUAUUUGUUUAAAAUAUAUAUUGUUUGUUAGAGAAUAAUAUAAAUUAUAUUUUAGAUUUUAUUUAAAAAUUUAAAAUAUUGAGUUGAA
This is a messenger RNA of Populus nigra (black poplar), 1626 nucleotides long. Its product is annotated as DUF21 domain-containing protein At2g14520-like. Gene Ontology annotation, cellular component: intracellular membrane-bounded organelle. The transcript is spliced from 11 exons. Gene Ontology annotation, biological process: magnesium ion homeostasis. Bases 81 to 1352 code for a protein of 423 amino acids. NCBI's taxonomy places the organism in Eukaryota, Viridiplantae, Streptophyta, Magnoliopsida, Malpighiales, Salicaceae. The record is from RefSeq and is a predicted model, not a curated record.